Molecule: messenger RNA, 406 nt
Organism: Hemibagrus wyckioides
Lineage: Eukaryota; Metazoa; Chordata; Actinopteri; Siluriformes; Bagridae
Product: protein S100-B-like
Exons: 3
Coding region: 128-406 (92 amino acids)
Biological process (GO): positive regulation of cell population proliferation; positive regulation of canonical NF-kappaB signal transduction
Cellular component (GO): cytoplasm; nucleus
Molecular function (GO): S100 protein binding; RAGE receptor binding; transition metal ion binding
Source: RefSeq, a predicted model, not a curated record
AUCAAUAUGGAUUGACACACUCAACUCCAUCUCUGUAAAGUCGUCCCGUUCACAAGGAGUGGUGUCUGCAUCGAGGAAGGACGUUUUAUACUCUGGAGCAAAAACACGGAUAUUCUCCUCAAGAACUAUGUUGUCAGACCUCGAAAAGGCAAUGUUGACCAUCGUGCAGAUCUUCCACAAGUACUCCAGGCACAAGUGUAAGCUGAAAAAGGCUGACCUGAAGCUUCUCAUUAACAACGAGAUGAGCCAAUUUAUCAUGAAAAUCCAGGACAGGGAUACCCUUGACAUGUUGUUUUCUGAUCUGGAUCAGAACAGAGAUCGAGAGAUCGACUUCCAGGAGUUCAUACCCCUGAUCGCCAUGGUGACAUCAGCGUGCAACGAUCUGUUCAUGGGGGUUCAUCAUUAA